AACGUGCAAACAACAUGAUGCAGAUCAGUAUUGUUUUUUCGAUAUUAUAUAUUCUGUGUGGAACAACAUCCUCCCUUGCCUUUGUUUUCGAGGACUGUGGUUCGGAGGCAGGCAAAUUCGAUGAGGUCUCAAUUUCAAGCUGUGAUGUGUCCGAUGAAAAAUGCACGUUACCCCGUGGCACAGACAUAAAAGUACUCAUCAAAUUUACACCAAACAAAGAUAUCUCGGACAUCACAGCACAUGCGUUUGGUGUGUUGCUCGAUGUGCCUAUACCUUUUCCCCUGAAAAAUUCUAACGUGUGCAAAGAUCCAGAUUCCGGAGUCCAGUGUCCUUUAAAGAAGGAUCAGAAAACUGAGUUCAAAAAUACAUUCAACGUGGACAAGAAAACUCCUGCAGUAAGCGUCGAUGUUAUGUGGGAAUUUAGAAACGAGAAGGACGAGAAGAUUAUAUGUAUAAAAUUCCCGGUGAAGGUUGUAUAAGAAUGCAACUGGAAUUUUUGUAGUGACCAUGACAGUUAUUGCGCCCCAGUAUUCAAGUGUACACGUUAUCUAUAUUAAUUAUUUUUAAAUAAUGAAUCUCGCUGCAUUUUCCAUGCAUGUCGCAAAUUCCACUGAUUAAAAUUGUAGGAAUAAUAAAUGAUAAAUGAUUGAUUUGUA
Molecule: messenger RNA, 656 nt
Organism: Acromyrmex echinatior (Panamanian leafcutter ant)
Lineage: Eukaryota; Metazoa; Arthropoda; Insecta; Hymenoptera; Formicidae
Product: ecdysteroid-regulated 16 kDa protein
Biological process (GO): intracellular cholesterol transport
Molecular function (GO): sterol binding
Source: RefSeq, a predicted model, not a curated record